Molecule: messenger RNA, 276 nt
Organism: Musca vetustissima
Lineage: Eukaryota; Metazoa; Arthropoda; Insecta; Diptera; Muscidae
Product: U6 snRNA-associated Sm-like protein LSm5
Exons: 3
Coding region: 1-276 (91 amino acids)
Biological process (GO): mRNA splicing, via spliceosome
Cellular component (GO): U6 snRNP; U4/U6 x U5 tri-snRNP complex; Lsm1-7-Pat1 complex
Molecular function (GO): RNA binding
Source: RefSeq, a predicted model, not a curated record
AUGACCGCAGUACCUCCUCCAACAAAUGUAUCCACUCUGUUACCCCUGGAACUUGUGGACAAAUGCAUUGGAUCACGCAUACACAUUAUUAUGAAGAAUGACAAGGAGAUGGUUGGUACCCUACUUGGUUUCGAUGAUUUUGUAAAUAUGCUACUGGACGAUGUUACCGAAUACGAAAAUACUCCGGAAGGAAGGCGUAUUACAAAAUUAGAUCAGAUUCUAUUGAAUGGAAAUAAUAUUACGAUGCUUGUGCCCGGCGGUGAUAUUCCCGAGUAG